CCUGUAUGUAGUCACUCGCACUUAUAUUCACGGAGCGCACGAGGCAGGAGGCGGACUGAGGGCGUGAACGAAAGAGGAAGGGAGAACGGGAACGCCACCAGAGCGCGGGACAGCACACAGAGAGAAAGCCCUUUGAAUUGAAUUGAAAGAGAUAGGCCUAUCCAUCCAGAUUUAUCCAUCUCUAACCCACUCCUCAAUCUCACUUUCUCCCGACAAUCGGGUCUGUCCGAUUGGCUUUAUUCUCAUUAACCUGAUCCAAACCUGCUCCUCCGAGCUUUUUCCAGCUCCGAACCCUUCCGCCAUUCACAAGUGAUGUCCAAGAAACGACCGUCCGAAACGGGGUUACGGGUGUUACACCAGCAGGCUAUGGCUUCACCAGGCAACAUGGAUUGCCUUGCUCGUUUCUCGCCGGAUUGUGCUGAAAUAGAAUGAAGCUAGUUUGGGUUAAACGCGGAGUGAAGAGAUGUCGGUACCGUUGUUGAAGAUCGGUGUAGUGCUGAGCACCAUGGCGAUGAUCACUAACUGGAUGUCGCAGACGCUGCCCUCGCUGGUGGGGCUCAACACCACCAAGAUCACCGCGGAGAGGGCAGGCUACCCGGACAGGAGUACCGGAGUGUUGCCAGCGAACCCAGAGGAGUCAUGGCAGGUGUACAGUUCAGCCCAGGACAGUGAGGGGAGGUGUGUGUGCACCGUGGUGGCACCGCAGCAGUCCAUGUGUUCACGAGAUGCCCGCACCAAACAGUUGAGGCAACUGCUAGAGAAGGUCCAGAACAUGACCCAGUCCAUCCAGGUGCUGGACCAGCGGACCCAGAGAGACCUGCAGUACGUGGAGAAAAUGGAGGUGCAGCUGAGGGGUCUGGAGACCAAGUUCAGACAGGUGGAGGAGAGCCACAAGCAGAACAUUGCCAAGCAAUACAAGGCCAUAAAAGUGAAAAUGGAGGAGCUUAGGCCGUUGAUACCCGUGUUGGAGGAGUACAAGGCCGAUGCCAAAUUGGUAUUGCAGUUUAAGGAAGAGGUCCAGAAUCUGACGUCAGUUCUAAGCGAGCUCCAGGAGGAGAUGGGAGCCUAUGACUACGAGGAACUCCACAGCAGAGUGUCAAAUCUUGAGGAGAGACUCCGAGCAUGCAUGCAAAAAUUAGCAUGUGGGAAGUUGACGGGUAUCAGUGAUCCUGUCACCAUCAAGACGUCUGGAUCCAGAUUCGGAUCCUGGAUGACCGACCCUGCAGCGCCGGAGGGAGAUACACGGGUGUGGUACAUGGAUGGUUACCACAACAACCGCUUCGUGCGGGAGUACAAGUCCAUGGCGGACUUCAUGACGACGGACAACUUCACGUCUCACCGCCUCCCGCACCCGUGGUCCGGGACGGGUCAGGUGGUCUACAAUGGCUCCAUCUACUUCAACAAGUUUCAGAGCCAUGUCAUCAUCAAGUUUGACUUCAAGACCUCCGCCAUCAGUAAGUCCCGGCAGCUGGACAACGCUGGCUUCAACAACAUGUAUCACUACGCCUGGGGCGGCCACUCUGACAUCGACCUCAUGGUGGACGAGGGCGGGCUCUGGGCCGUCUACGCCACCAAUCAGAAUGCGGGAAACAUCGUGAUCAGCAAGCUGAAUCCCAGCACGCUUCAGAUCAUCAAGAGCUGGACCACCAACCACCCCAAGAGGAGCGCCGGUGAAGCCUUCAUGAUCUGUGGUACUCUCUAUGUUACCAAUGGUUACUCUGGAGGGACUAAGGUGUACUACGCCUAUAGCACUAACUCCUCCACAUACGAGUACAUAGACAUCGCCUUCCAGAACAAGUACUCCCAUAUCUCCAUGCUUGACUACAACCCUCGGGACCGUGCGCUCUACGCCUGGAACAACGGACACCAGGUUCUAUACAACGUCACACUGUUCCACGUCAUCAGCUCACAGGAACUGUAACCACAGAGACAGGACUAUAUACAAUAUGCUAUAUACACAAUAGAGAGAGAGAGAUCAUCCUAUAUAUGAACAUAUAUCUAUGAGAGAAAUACUUUAUGGAAAGAGCAUCAUAUAUAGUAUAUCGUAAGACUGUACUAAGAGAGAUUAGAUUAAAUGUGAAUGGAACUGCAACGUAGAUGAAUGUGUACUAUCUAUUGGAAUUAAAAAGAUAACUGUUUGCUAAAAAGAAAGGGAACAUGAUACAUUUAGAGUUCAAAAUGAUAUAUUGGACUGAAAAGAACAAAUGCCAAAAAAACAUCAUGCCUUUUUUAAUAAUGAAUAGUAACCAUCGUAGAAGAUUGUCUUUGUGGCUCUGUUUCUGUCUCUGGAAGUACUGUAACUCCCUCCUCCCUUCUCCUUCCUCCCUCCUGGACUUAUCUCAGGGUCAGGGAGGUCCUAGCAAAAGACUAUGGGAUUGGUUAUUAACUGUUUGCCAACCUGGACCCUCAGCUAGAGAGGGAGAACCUCGCCCCUCGAACAGAUAAGGGGAAAACCGAGGAGAACCUGGUCAAACGGUUAGAACUAGGACAUUAUUUGGAGAACCAUGGGAAGAACCAGGAUAUUAUGUCCAGAAGACCACGGAGCCUAUGACCACAGUCUGUCACACACAUAUCAUUUUUAUCCGUUCAGUAGAAAAUAAAGAAGUCUGUAAACAAGUAAGCAACAACAACAUCAACAUACAUGAGAAGACCUGGGCCUUUACUCACCAAGAGUCUCAGAUCAGGUCCCCUCUUUUAUGUGUUAUGUUUGAAGGGCAAAUCUUAUCCAAGAUCAGCACUCCUACCCUGAGACUCUUGGUGAAUACAGGCCCAGGUAUUCUCAUGGAUGUUUGAAUACGGUCCCUGAAGGCACUGACUGUUGGGGCGAACUGUUGUACUGUACAAGAAGAAGGUUGGGAUUCAAUCAAAGCCGUGUAGUAGCGCACUUGACAUUUAAAGGUACAUUGAUUGAGCCAACAUCUGCAGUGUUUACGUAGGCGCGAUCUCCGCGAACUUUGCCUUUAAAAGCCAAAUUGUCUACUGCGCUAAGACACGCCUAUUGGAUUGAAUCCCGGUUGAAGACUUUCCUGUGUUUGUGACUCCGUGUAAAACAGCCUUGAUUUGCAUGAGUGUUUUUUACCACUCUGGUCUGCUACCUUCUGAACGUCGUUUUGCUGUAUGAUGCUAUACCUAUAAAAGAGGGGGAUGGGGCGGGGUAAAGGGUUAGUGUAGUUACCUUUGGGAUUUCGGGGGAGGGGAGUUGCAAUGCUGUUUGCUUUUUCACUUGUUUGUUUUUAGAAUGUUUUUUUCUUCUUCCAUUCAGAUUUUUUUUUGGGGGGGGUAAUGUUCUUGUAUCACCCCCUAACUGUUGGCACCGGCUUUGCUUCUCUGUCUGUGUUUACUUGGAACGUGCGUAGGAGAACCCUAGCUCAUAUCCAGCUUAUAUAUUUCAGAAGAAUAGAAAACAAUAGAAUGUACCACGUAAUGUAUCCUGGAGACCUGGGCUCAGUCCUAUGGCUUCAACUGAAUCAUCAUCAGCCUAUUGUUUGAAGUAUCCCUCUUAGUCGAGGGUAAUGCUAUUAAAUGUAUAUCUCCCCUCCCACCCACCUAGCAAAGGAUUAUGCUGUUUAAAUGUAAAUCCUCUUGCAGAGGACAAUGGCUUUUCACUCUUUUUGUGCUUUUGCUGGACGUGUGUUGUACCUGAGAUGAGAUAGUUAAUGAUUUGUGUCAAUAAACAGAGAAUCUUUGUUCUGA
This is a messenger RNA of Coregonus clupeaformis (lake whitefish), 3693 nucleotides long. RefSeq names its product noelin. Gene Ontology annotation, biological process: signal transduction. Lineage: Eukaryota; Metazoa; Chordata; Actinopteri; Salmoniformes; Salmonidae. The record is from RefSeq and is a predicted model, not a curated record. The transcript has 6 exons. Bases 464 to 1921 code for a protein of 485 amino acids.